UGCUUAAGCACUUCGAUAAUAUGAAAUUUAUGUGCUCUUUACACAUGAGUAAAAUUGGAUUUUUGGUGACUCACUCAAAGUAUUUUUUAGAAACGAAGAUUUUCUUUUCUUCCAAUUAAUUAUAUAAAUUCUCGUGCAAAAUGUAAAAUAUUAUUUAACAGCCCUGUUUUCUCACAACAAUAUUUACAACUCUGAACCUCUCUCUAACUAGAAGAUUUGCAAGUUUCCUUAGUUGUUCACACGGAGGUUUUCUUAGUUAUAUGUUAAAGUUUGAGUCUUUGACGCGCUUACUGUGGACGCUUGGCUUUGUUUUCUUCUAUAUUGCUACAGGACAGCCCAAACGCUUUACCACGAUUUUCCUCGGACGUUCAAAGAUUUCUAUUUCAAAUAGCAUCCCUAAACGUCGAAUUGCUGCUAACCAUACAUCUUCUAUCUUUAAAUCUGCUGAGUAAAAAAAAGUACAUAUAUAUAUAAGAUUUAAACACAGUGAACAUUUCUGCAACAUGAAUAACAACGCGAUUGUGAAUGGUACGGAUUCACCAGGUUCGGCUUCAGGAGAUAAGCGCGAUUUAUUAGCCUUGCUGAAGCUGAUUAAAAAAUACAACCUUAAGCAAACAGAAGAAUUGUUAUGCCAAGAAGCAAAUAUACGGUCAGAAGAACUUGAAGAUUUAGAUGAUAAAGAAAUCAGCUCUUUACUUACCUCUGCUUUAGGGGACAAUCAAGAGAAUAACGCCUCUGGUACCACCAUACACGCCGGUUCAGAAAAUGACCCAGAAUUUUACGACACUGUUUACGGUGAAUUGCGUAAUUUUGUUGAUGAAUCUUUGGAUAUCUAUAAACAUGAACUUUUCAUGGUGUUAUACCCAAUUUUGGUGCAAAUCUAUUUUAAACUGGUGUCAACUGGUUAUGCAAAACCAGCCCGCGAUUUCGUUGAAAAGUAUGGUCCAGAUUUGGAUUAUUAUUAUCGUGAAGAUCUGCAGAAUCUGCUUUUAAUUACGAAACGCUCGGAUUUGGAAAAUAAUGACUUUGUUACUGCUAUGGAAACAGACAAGUUUAUCAUACGUAUGUCGAGAGAUGCACAUUCAUUGUUUAAAAGACAUAUUCAAGACCGCAAGCAGGAGUUAAUAGCUGAUAUUGUAGCCAAAUACCUUCAUUUUGAUACCUACGAAGGUACAGCACGCAGUAAAGCGCAGUGCGAUGCUACUGCCGGUUCAUUGAUUGGAGAAGCCAGACGCCAAGAUAAUAAGAUUCGUGUAUAUUAUGGCCUUUUGAAGGAGGUGGAUUUUCAGUCGUUAACGACUCCUGCACCUUCUGUUGUUGAAGAGGAAGAUGACAACGAUCCGGACGCUCCUGACAAGCCUAAAAAAAAAAAACCUAAAAAAGAUCCUCUUUUUUCCAAAAAAUCAAAAUCUGAUCCCAAUGCUCCCGCAAUGGAUCGGAUACCACUACCAGAGUUAAAAGAUGCAGACAAACUCGAAAAACUUAAGGCUUUGAGGGAAGCUUCAAAACGCGUACCACUCAAUAAAGAUUCACUGCCUUCUGUGUGUUUAUAUACCAUACUCAAUUCGUACCACAGCGUUACGUGCGCAGAAAUAUCUGAAGACUCUUACAUGAUGGCUGUGGGUUUCACAGACUCCAGCAUUAAGGUAUGGUCGCUGACGCCCGCUAAAUUGCGGGAGAUGAAAACGGCUGAGCACUUGAAAGAUAUAGAUAAAGAUGCGGAGGAUGUCUUAGUACGUAUGAUGGAUGAUCGUACAGGUGAGGCAGCUCGCACAUUUUACGGCCACAGCGGACCAGUCUACCGUUGCGCUUUUGCACCUGAGAAAAAUAUGUUGCUUUCCUGCUCAGAAGACACUACUAUUCGGUUGUGGUCUUUACAUACCUGGACUUGCAUAGUGGUGUUCAAAGGACACCUCUUUCCUGUAUGGGAUGUUCGAUUUUCACCACAUGGGUAUUAUUUUGCUUCCUGCUCAUAUGACAAAACAGCCCGUUUAUGGGCCACUGAUUCCAAUCAGCCGUUACGUAUAUUUACGGGCCAUCUCUCCGAUGUAGAUUGCGUACAGUUUCAUCCCAAUUCCAAUUAUAUAGCUAGCGGCUCCAGCGACCGUACAAUACGGCUGUGGGACGUCUUAAAUGGCCAAUUGGUGCGCUUGAUGACAGGUCACAAGGGAUCAAUCUAUGCGUUGGCUUUUUCUACUUGCGGUCGUUACUUGGCGUCUGGUUCUUCAGACCAUACCGUGCUAAUAUAUGAUUUAUCUCAUGGCCAAUUGGUCACCUCAUUGGUACGACAUACUGGUUCUAUACACACAAUGUGCUUCAGCCGAGAUGGUACAAUCUUAGCGAUUGGUGGUCUGGAUUGUUAUCUAACACUAUGGGACUUCUCCAAACUUGCCGAAGAUUAUAUAGCACAAAAUUCCAAUGCGUCGCAUAACCCGGAAAUCAAUGAAGGUGACACAUAUUUGUUGCGCGCUUUUCCCACCAAAUGUACACCAUUUUUAACUUUGCACUUUACAAGAAGAAAUCUACUGUUGGCAGUCGGCACAUUUAAAGCAUAAGUCAAAAUAUACAAUUAUCAUAGAUUAUAAGAUAUUCCAAUAAAACACCC
Molecule: messenger RNA, 2605 nt
Organism: Glossina fuscipes
Lineage: Eukaryota; Metazoa; Arthropoda; Insecta; Diptera; Glossinidae
Gene: Taf5
Product: transcription initiation factor TFIID subunit 5
Exons: 1
Coding region: 504-2555 (683 amino acids)
Biological process (GO): transcription initiation at RNA polymerase II promoter
Cellular component (GO): transcription factor TFIID complex
Molecular function (GO): RNA polymerase II general transcription initiation factor activity; protein binding
Source: RefSeq, a predicted model, not a curated record